This is a messenger RNA of Aspergillus nidulans FGSC A4, 3156 nucleotides long. RefSeq lists its product as uncharacterized. The coding region runs from base 1 to 3156 and encodes 1051 amino acids. NCBI's taxonomy places the organism in Eukaryota, Fungi, Ascomycota, Eurotiomycetes, Eurotiales, Aspergillaceae. The transcript has 2 exons. The record is from RefSeq and is a predicted model, not a curated record.
AUGCGGCCCAUAUACCUUUUUCUCCCCGUAGGGCUUCCGAUCCCCCGUGCCGUCCACUGUGAUGCACAGCAUGAACGUCCUGGAGCUGAGGAGGACAUCGAGGCCCUUACAAACCUGAAGUAUCUUGUUGACUUUACUUCUUCGUUGGCUUCCCUCCUCGCGGCCAAGAAUGAUGAAUCACCAUCUUCCGAUCGUGCUCAGCUUGCAGUUAGUUUCGAGCAAGGGCUUGGAGAGCAUGAGGAAGUUACGCGGCAUAUGAAGGAUGAUCCAGCCGUCACGGUUGACUGGCUCGUUUCCUUGGAAUCUGGAAGUAUGGAUGGAAAAUUGUCCAACAACAUGGGAAAUACGCCAACGCCAGUGCCCCUGGUGGACAGCGUGGCCUGCUCGGGCAUGGAUGCGGCUACGGCUACGAAUGUGGAUGCAAAUGCCAACAAUGCUCGAGAUAUCCUACAACAGUAUGCAGUGCUUGCUGACGGGUUCAGAUCGGGGGAAUCCGACAGUGGUGAACGUGGACUUGCUCCUGCUCAAGAUGAUUCGGUUGUAGGGACAACGGGGACGAGAGCAGGAUCCCCCCUGCUUAAAGAGUGUCUUCCCUCAGAUUCAGUCCCACCCCCAGCCUCAAGCGUGAAUAUCCUGGAUGGCCUUGAAGCAUUGCAGCACCUCACAUGGUUGGUGCAGCCCGGAUCUGUGGACAGUACACGCUGUCGACCAUCAACAUCAGAACGGCCGCUCUCUCAAGCCGGAAAGCAGUCAAGGUCGAAGUCAACUGGAAGUCCAACCACAAGGCAAAAGAAUGCCCAGCCUCCGACUCAAGACAUCCUCACACGUCUCGAAGCAAUGCGGAGAUUCAGCAGGCUUGCUCAGAAACUCUCCAAACUUUCCGAGGAAUUUCGGUCACUCUCUCCUCUUGAACGAAUCCACCACAUGAUUUCAGACCCCGAGGUCGCGCCCACAGUUCAGUGGAUGUUUGAUAAUGCAGGAAAAGUUCUUACGCCGGAAGUCCUCUCCGCACUGAAGAAUUUUAUCCGCUCCAGUCCGCUGGUGCCGGAUGAGUAUCGCUCAUUUGCACUCCUUGCAGCAGAUUCGUUAAGCACUGUUUUGAACCCAUCGCUUAUAUCGCAUUAUCGAAACUUCAAGACAUUCUUCGAGCGACUGGGUGCUGACCUUGGCCCAGUGUUGGGUUCCGUAUACCGCGGCUUGCACUGGCUCAUGACUACCUUCCAACCAAGCUAUAUUCAGGCUCUGACUGAUCGAGUCACAUUAUGGCGGAAGGCACUCACGUCCCCCGAAGUAGCCGAGUUCCUAAUUGUCGUCAACGACCCGGUUACGCUGAAUGGAAUCUCCGCUUCAAUGGGGAGCGCGAAGAAGGUGUUGACUGCCGAACGAGUCCGUCGACUGAGAACCAUCUUUGACGAGCGGGGACUCUUCGAUCUGAGCCGUGACGAAUAUAAGGCAUUCGGCGAUCUUCUAGGGACGAACAUCAAGACGCAGUUUGCGACCGCGGAGGGCAUUUCCGAGGCUGAGAGCUUUCUUGAUGCGGUGCAUUCCCUAUUUAAGAGUCAGACUAUAAACGCAGUAGCUGGUAUCAUGCAGAAGCGCUCUGUUCCUCUCACGGCAGGCCUUGCAGAAGAUCUCCACUUUUUCUUCGAUCAAGUCAGCUUGGCAGCUGUAACGGUUCCUGGAAUGCUGGAAGUCCUUCGUGACUUCCUGGACCUCAUUCGGCCGCUGCUACCUCCCGGGACCCGCGAUGAGAGGCUCCCAGCGCGUGUUUGGGACAUGGCUGGGUUUAUUAUGGAGAAGGUUUCCUUGUUCCAGGGGUCAGCACUCGAGGAUCUGCAGAGCGUUCUCGACGCGGGAAUAAGACUAACGCACCCAGAAAGGCUUGAAGAGUUGCGGCUGGUGAUUGCGGAUCUUCAGAGGAGCGAGCCUACGUCCAGUUAUCUGAUCUCUGUGAAUAAUGGUAUCGCACGGAACGCAAGCGUCGGUGCCUCUCCCUUCGAGUUUACAUUCGGGGUGUUUGAUAUCCAGUUGGGUCCUAUCUUGGGACCAAUUGUUGCCGAUGACGAGAAGAUAUCGAGGCUCAUCCAGAUUCUCAAUGCCCGCCUCGCCCCUGGAGAGGUCGAAAAGACACGAGAGACACUGCAGUCUCUCAACUCGAUGCCGGACGACGUGCGCUACGAUGUCCUCAUGAAUGAAAUGUUCAACACCUGGCGUGAUGCCUUUCGACCUACUCCCGAGGAUUGCGCGCAACUCGGCAAUGGCUAUGCUUUAUACCCUGCUUUUGGUAAACGUCACUCUCUAUUUGCUGCACUUUUCUGUUUGGCCCUAUGUGCUAACGAGGCAGGUCGCUCUGCCGUUGAAGGAGGCUUCAUCUCCAGCUUCAGCCCCGGCUCCCGCUCUGCACAGGACAGUCCGUCCAGCGGAAGCGAACUCAGUGCAAAAGCUGAGAUCUUCGUUCCUGGAGCGGGGACUGGUGCUGGUGUUGGUGCUGGGGCUCAGCACCGGACUCUGGAUGAGAGCCUCUGUUCUACUUCCACCGGCUCCAACCAUUUCAGCUUCGUUGACAUCCAGGACACCAUCGAUCUAAGCCCGCAAGCCCGACUCGCAGCUAUCUUCCCCAACGAGCCCUUCGUCUCGCCGCACACCCCUUGUCAUAAUAGUUGGACCUCCAUAUACAUCGACCCCGUACAUCCCCGCAUGGGCGGCGGACUGCUCUGCACCCUUCCCGCGAUAACGUUCUACGCAGACCCUAACUCGAGCUCGAACUCAGAAGUAGUCCUCGCCCAGCAUGCGCCCAUCCUCCUUGCCCUCGUCAAGGAUAUUCUGAAAAAUCACAACCCGCGCUCCAGGACGAUGAUCUGCGUGUGCACGAGGCAAUCAUACAACCUUUAUGAGGGGCGCGCCGUCCCAACUGUGCUGGUGACGCUUGAUUUCGAGCAGGACCGCUGCAAGGCGGAAGCUGCACUGCCUGAAAUUCUGGACCUGUUUCAUGGGACGCUGGGGAUGGUCGAUGUUACUGUUGAGAUUAUAGAUCGUGAGUUUGCGGAGUGGAUGGAAGGCCAUUUGAGAAGGUCAAUAGAGUUGAACAGAUGUCUUGAAGCGUUUCAAGAGUCUAGGGCUCGUUUCGUUGGGGAACUGCCGGACCAGGGUCAUUAG